Molecule: messenger RNA, 5103 nt
Organism: Vitis vinifera (wine grape)
Lineage: Eukaryota; Viridiplantae; Streptophyta; Magnoliopsida; Vitales; Vitaceae
Product: microtubule-associated protein 70-2
Exons: 10
Coding region: 420-2336 (638 amino acids)
Biological process (GO): cytoskeleton organization
Molecular function (GO): microtubule binding
Source: RefSeq, a predicted model, not a curated record
UGAGCAAAGGCCUUCUAAGAUAAGUAGACACUGUUUCUCUCUUGCGGAGAGUAGUGGUCUCUGCUAACAGAGUGGUAUUAUUUUAACAAUCAAUCAAUUAAUAUAGUAAACACAUCUCUCUAUCUCUUUCUUUCUCUCAUUUCUAGAGAGAGACUCAAAAAUCUCAGGAGAGAGAAACACGGAUUUAAAUCACAUUAUAGAGAGAAGCACAGAUUUCAGCCACAUUAUAGGGAGAGAAACGCAGAUUUAAAUCACAGUGUAGAGAGAGAAACCGAACAAAGGCAUUUUCAAGUUCACUCUUUCUCUCCACGCUACUUUAUCUCUCUGAAAUCUCCUUGAUUUGCAGCCCUAGAGCUUUUCCGAUCCCGAAAUUUGAGGUUUCGGUGGACUCGGAUGUGAAGGACCUUCCCAGAUCCGUCAUGGCCGAGAUUUCCGGCGACAUAGCGAGUGUUUCUCCGGUGGAGCUGAGCUACAGCGAGAACGGAGGCAAUGGUGGCCGGCCGCCGGCGAAUGAGGCGGUGUAUGUGGUAUCCACUCCUCCGCUGACGGUAUCGCAAUCCUUCAAGGAGGGGAAGGGGAGUUCCAGGAGGAGGGCGUCGGUGCGCCCCAGCUUGGAUGCGGAUGAGUUCAUAAACCUUUUGCACGGGUCGGAUCCGGUGAAAGUUGAGUUGAAUCGGUUGGAGAAUGAAGUCAGAGAUAAGGAUCGAGAAUUGGGGGAAGCACAAGCGGAGAUCAAGGCUUUAAGGUUUUCGGAACGUCUUAGAGAAAAGGCCGUCGAAGAGAUUACUGAAGAACUGUCAAAGGUGGAGGAGAAGCUUAAGUUAACAGAAUCUCUUCUAGAAAGCAAGAAUCUCGAGAUCAAGAAAAUCAAUGAUGAAAAGAAGGCCUCCAUGGCUGCUCAAUUUGCAGCAGAAGCCACUCUUAGAAGGGUUCAUGCUGCGCAGAAGGAUGACGAUAUGCCUCCCAUUGAAGCGAUUCUUGCACCGUUGGAGGCUGAGCUCAAGCUUGCUCGGCAGGAGAUAGCAAAGCUGCAGGAUGACAACAAAGCACUAGAUCGCCUUACCAAAUCAAAAGAAGCAGCUUUACUUGAAGCUGAGAGGACUGUUCAGGUUGCAUUGGCAAAGGCCUCUAUGGUGGAUGAUCUUCAGAAUAAGAACCAAGAGCUGAUGAAACAAAUAGAAAUUUGCCAGGAAGAAAAUAAAAUUUUGGAUAAGAUGCAUCGCCAAAAGGUUGCAGAGGUUGAAAAACUAACCCAAACUGUAAGGGAGCUUGAAGAGGCUGUUCUGGCUGGUGGUGCAGCUGCAAAUGCUGUCAGAGAUUACCAACGGAAAGUUCAAGAGAUGAAUGAGGAAAGAAAAACCCUCGACAGGGAGCUGGCCCGUGCAAAGGUAACUGCAAACAGGGUGGCAGUAGUUGUAGCAAAUGAAUGGAAAGAUGCUAAUGACAAGGUGAUGCCCGUAAAACAAUGGCUAGAGGAACGGCGAUUCUUGCAAGGGGAAAUGCAGCAACUCAGGGACAAGCUUGCUAUAACGGAAAGAACUGCAAAAUCUGAAGCACAAUUGAAAGAAAAAUAUCACCUGCGGCUCAAAGUUAUUGAAGAGAGUUUGAGAGGAUCUUCAAACAGUAACAAUCGUUCUACACCAGAGGUAAGAAGUGUGAGCAAUGGGCCUUCCCGUCGCCAGUCUCUGGGUGGAGCUGAUAACAUCUCCAAAUUUAUCCCCAAUGGCUUUUUAUCCAAGAGAACACCAACUUCUCAGUUGAGAUCAUCUCUGUCCUCUGGCAGCAGUUCGGUGUUGAGACAUGCUAAAGGGACAUCAAAAUCAUUUGAUGGUGGCACAAGGUCAUUAGACAGGGGUAAAGUUCUCUUAAAUGGAACACUGCCAAAUUAUGCACUCAACCAAUCUUGUGAUGCAACCAAGGAUAUUGAGGUGCAUGAUGCAUGGAAGGGAAAUUCGGAUGAAAAACCUAAUGAGUUUCCAGUAGUGGACACAGAGGAUAGUGUCCCAGGGGUGUUAUAUGAUAUGCUGCAAAAAGAGGUCGUUUCUUUGAGGAAAGCUGGUCAUGAAAAAGAUCAAAGCCUCAAAGAUAAGGAUGAUGCUAUUGAGAUGCUAGCUAAGAAGGUAGAUACAUUAACCAAGGCAAUGGAAGUUGAGGCUAAGAAGAUGAGAAGGGAAGUUGCUGCCAUGGAGAAGGAGGUAGCUGCCAUGCGUGUGGAGAAAGAUCAUGAAAAUAGGGCCAAGAGAUUUGGCAGUUCCAAGGGACCUGUGUCUAACACUCAGCUGCUUCCUGGGAGGUACUUAUAUUACUCAUUUUUAUCUUUCAUUCUUCCUUUUUAAGAUCUAUGAUCACAAUUGUAUAUUUUGGCAUAAGCCUGGAAAAGGAAUGUGUUGAUAGUGUACUUUUUUUAUUUCAGUAUUUUUUGCAUGGCUUAUGUCAGUAGAUAAGGAAUAUACUCUUUGAUGUAUUUAUGACCUUACUGUUUCUUGACCAGGUUCUACUACUAAAAGCUUUAUUUCAUUAGUUAGAUCAUGGCAAUGAUAUUUGAUUUGCUGCCACUCUUUUUGUUCAUCAUGAUAUUGGCACCUUUUUUUUGUAGGAGUUAGACUGUAUAAUCAUGAGGUAUUGCUAGAUUGUGUAUUGCCAGUGCUACAUAAUUAUGAAAUAUUGCUAGAUUGUCCAACUAGUAGGAGUUAUUUAUUGAUGCUUGUUUGUGGUGAAGUCAUGAGGUCUAAUAACAUUAUUUUAUCCAUGAAAUGAUUGCAUUUCAUUUUAGUCUUGAAGACACCAUUUUGAGGAGCUAUCUCUUUCUCCUCUUUUUGUUAAGAAAUAGUUAUGUGACUCAAACUACAUACUUUUUGAGCAAAUUAUUCUCUAAUAUUGUGUCAGAAACUGCAAUUUCCUUGUUAGUACUUUCUCAUAAAAAAAAAAAAAAAAAAUCCUUAUUAACACUUCCAGGUUACCUGGGGCUUAUGUGUAUCUUCUUUGGAAGCUAGACCAAUGCUUAAUUCCAUGCACAUACUGCAUUGAAUAACUAAGGACCAUGAUCAAUGUCUGUAGAGAUUAAUCUUUGUUAUAGUUGGGAUAAGUUUGAAGACUUACUUUUAUUCAAUGAAUCACAUUGAAAGGUUGUCCCUUUAAAACUAAACAACAUCCAGAGAAUAUAGGCUACUGUUAUUUUGGCCAUCAAAUUGAUACAUUAGAAACAAAAUAUUUAUCACAUAUCCAGUUUUCCAUGUGUGUUUUUCUUCCCUUAUGUAUUAGAUAUUUGGACUUGCAGGUUGUGCACAAGAGUGGGGUUGGAAUGUUUGCAAGCUCUGUUUUUUUUUACUUUCAUGAGAAGGAAAUAAAAUUGGUUUAUGAUAUAAUCUGUGUAUAAUAUAUAAGAAUGAAGAAGCAUUGAUGUUGCAUAGCAAGAGUAGAUCAAUUAAAUGUGCUGAAUAAAUGUGCCAUAUCUGGGAUUGUAAAUGGGAAAGGAUUCCUUGAUUUGCUGAUUUUUUUUAGUAACAUAGAAGCUAGUAAAUAAAGUGAUUGAGUACAUGUGCUUAGUGAAAUUACUAUACCAGUGACUUUUAAAUGUAAGAAGAUUUUUUGAGCAUACUGAAAUUUCUUUUAUUAAUAUAAAAGCAAAUAAUAAAUUAAAAUUAUGAAUCUUCUCAUUUUAUGAUUGUCUUUUGCCUGUAGAUAGAGUGUUGAAUUUCUAAUCUGAUAGGAUGAAUAGCUGCCUUAAGUUGAGGACUUAGGCUUUAGAGGUCUAGAGUUUGUUGGCUACAAUUUGACGAAAUUGUUUUAUGCUCUCUGUUAUUCUGUUAUUGUGUUUUAGAAAUCACAACACGAAUUGGAGGCUCUUAAUAACUAACAGCUAAGUUUUAGAAGUGGUUUAUUAUUUUUAUUUGCAUAUAUAUGGAGUGCAGUACUGCUAAUGCCUAUCGCUGAAAUGUAGCUAUUAAAUUUUUUAUGUACUUCUGUGUUUAUAAUGGAAUGUUCAAAGCCCUUUGCAUGAAGCUUUUUGUAAUAUUUGUCUUAUCAAUGAGCACAAAAGACUAAAGGAAAGAGAGACAAACUCAAAAAUAAGCAUAAGAUGAUGAAAUCAAGAGUUUAGAAAGCAGCAGUAGGAAAUUCGGUUUUUUUAUCAUAUCACUUUCAUAUUGAGUGUAAAGUUGCUUCCAUUAUGUUUCAUAUUUAUUAAAUAAGGAGUUGUAUAAUGUUAUUUUCUAGUUUCAUAGUAAAUGAUAAGCUAGUGCGUUAGUAGAAAUAUGUUAGAUGUGCUCCUGAAACAUUGAAAGGUGCUGGCCUAAAAUUAGAGGCUUCACACAUCUUUGUGAAAGGCCUAGAUACUUGCUGGCAUAAAAUGUUGUAGAGAAUCAUUCCUGGUUGAAAGGACUGAAGCUUUCUUAUCACAUUGUUGGUAUAGCCAUUUGCAUUUAGAAACCGAGUUACCUUAUUACUGUCCUCUUUACAAAGAUAGUUUUGUAUCACUUCCCUUUAUUUGUUGAUUUGCUUAAUUACUUUAGUUUGUCUUAUAGAUGGAAAGAUCCAUGUGACUAGUUUAGAAUCCUGGGUUAGGUAUAGGUUGGUAGAACCAUAGAAAUUUAGCAUUUGCUAAGAUGGGAGUGGCUCAUUGGUUAUUAGUUUUGUGUUUGGUUAGAUGUGGAUCUGACCAAACUGUGAACUUUCCUCAACCUGCUUGGUUCUUGGUGAGUUUGGGAGCAUAUAUUUAGUAAAGAAGGUAUAUGUGUUAUGGGCCGCUUUUAAGUUAGGUGCUGAAUCCAUUAGGUGGUUAAUAGUGGUAUGUGAUAAAGUAUGUAUAUAACUAUUUGGGCUUUCACUUUGCUAGUAUUAUUGGGAUUCUCCAAAGAAAUUUAAGUAUGGCCAAUGGUCUACAGAUUUUACCUGAAUUAUUGCCAUAUGUGGGUGUGGCUAGUAAAAACCAUGUCUUUUGCUUGGUUUUCUAGUGCUGUCCUAUUUUACCUGCGCUUCAACUAUGGUCUUUUGAACUGAUUGCAGAACAAAAUUUUGUAUGCUAGACCAUAUUAUUUCAGUUAAUUGAAAAUACAAUACUGUUAAAAGCUAAGAGGCUGUCAUUUUUGCAGAAACAUAGCACGA